AUGUCGGAAGAGAACAUCAGCUUGUACGACUUGUUAAACUUGUCAAUCGCAACGCGCCAGAAGGGCUGUGUGAAUUUCACCGCUCUUCACGCGCUGCUCCUCGCUGUUCUGAAACAGCUGGAUAUCCGGGAGGUGACGACCCGAUGGAGAGACUCCGAGUCCGAUGACAGAGCGCCUGAUACCUUGGUGGAUGUUGGCUCUCAGGACCUGAAGCUGCAGGAUGAGGACGAGAAGAACCAGCAUGUUCGGUCCGGGAUCGAGCUGCUGGAUGGUGGAGGCUCUGCUGGAUCUCUGACCUCCGCCUCCGGGUCUGCUGCAGAUGAACAGAGAAGGAUCCAGACUUGCGAGGACGGCGUGUCUGAGAUGAUGGAUGCUCAGGUGGAGAUGAUGGCAGCGGUGGAGAAGUGCUGCCACCGUGUGGAUGCUCUGGAGGAAGCUGUGAGUUUUCUGAGGACCAUGUUUCAGAGGUAUCCAGACCCAGAGGAGCUGAAUCUGAUCAUAGAGUCAGCAUCGUUGAGUGAGAGAGAAAACCUCCAAAAGACACCUGUAAAAUCCGGUGUUUCUGACGGGGCCAUGAUGACCAAACCUACAUCACCUCCUGCUGGACCUCAUCCCACCAUCCCGUCCUCCCCCCGGCUCCCUUCUGAUCCCUCUCCUACACCAGCAGCUACUUGUUCUCCAACCCUUUCUGGAGAGAAUGUGGUCCCGCAGGAAGCAGUGGACGUCUCUGAGGCAUCUCCCACCCUGCCAGGGUUGCUUCCGCAGACUGAGGCUGGCUUGGCAGCCCCUGAUGUGGCCCCGUCUCAAAAGAGCAGCGGCUCAAAGCAUGACCCAGAGAUGAUGGAGGCCUUGAGGGACAUGGGCAAACUGCAGAUCAGGUUCAUGCAGCUUGAAGCUCGCAUCGUGGCGUUAGAGGAAAGAAAAGCAGACCAGACUCAGCUGACUCAGCUCCGAGAGCUCGUCGCCAACAAAGGUUCUCGGGAUGCUUCCAACAGCCUGAUGAAUCAGCUGAACCAGCAGGGGGCGUUAAUGGAGAGCUUCAAGAGGGACCAGGAGAAGCUGGACAAUUUGGAGGACAUGCUGAUGAGUCCGGACAGAGAGUCAGCCUCAGAGAGUGUGGAGACAGAUAGCAAAGUGUCUUGUCAGCUCAGACAGCAAGUGUCAUACCUCAGGACGUCUGUGCAUAAGCUGGAGGAAGACAUGAAGCAUCUGAGGAUGAAACAGGCUUUGUGUGAGGAGAGAGCUGCAGACCAACAUCUACAAGAUCAGCUGGAUGACCUGCGUGGCAUGUUAGAGGACAUGAUACUGUCCUUUACCUCGCAUCUGUCCAGCAGCCUCCAGCACGAGGCAGAGCAGGGCAGCAGUGAAAGCCAGGACCUCAGUCAGAGCUCACAGCGGUCAGCGUUCACUGCCAAGACGGUAAACAUUGGCAGGAAGCUCAGCCUUCUGGUCCAGCACUAUGAGAGCCUGCAGGAAACUGUGAACAGACUGGUGCAUCAGCAGAGUGGAGGCAGAGCAGGGAGACCACUGGAGGACAGAGAGACAAGCAGAAAUGUGGGGGUGCUCAAUCAUGUGCAGAAGGUGAUCCUGGAGCUUCAAGUGGAUUGUGAAAAGUUGCAUGAGACCACCAGGAGUUUGCAUGAGGACAACAAACAGAAGCAUGGACACAUCCAGGAGCUGUACAAGGUGAUGGAGGAGAUCGAGGGGAAGAAGGCUGACAGGGAAAUGGUGGAGAACAAGCUCAAAGCAGAUAAAUCUGAUCUGGACAGCAAAGUGAGUCGUCUGCAGUUCGACUCGGCGACGGAGCAGCUGAACGCCAUGUUCCACGAGCUGCUGAACAAGGUGACGGGCCAGGAGCAGGACUGGCACAAAGUCAUCAACAAGCUCUCCACCGAGAUGGAGUGUAAGUUGAACAGGAUCGAGUUGGACUCUCUGAAGAAGCAGCUGGAGGAUCGCUGGAGGAACAUCCACCAGAAGCUUCAGGCUCAGGGAGCACCAGAGCACGAGGAUGCCGCCGCCAUCAGGAAGCAGCUGGUGGAGAGAUUUUACUGCCUGUCAUGUGACCGACCGAUAGUGAAGCACGUCCCGGGACCACACGUGGUGACGCUGCCGUCCUCUCCUGCUUUUCCCUCCCACAAAUCCAUGAGGGCGUUUUCCAUCUAUGGAGGCAUGGAGCAUCUACGUCGGCACUACCGGAGGAUGAGAGCAGGAAGCAACUCAGGGAGCAAGAGGCAGUGGCAGAGGAGGAGUUACGCUGACAUGUGCAAGCAGUUAGAAAGCUUAGAGAUUCAGCGAUGGAACCAGAACCAGGACCAGCACCCAGCAGGAGUCGAGCACGAGCGCAUAUCUGAGCUGACGGACUACAGUCAGCUGGCGGUGCCACGGAGCUGCGGGGGGAAUCACACCACCACCUCCAGCAGUCAGAGACGCAGCGGCCUGCAGCAAACAAAGCUCCACUCCCAGCCUGAGGUGGACGGCGUGUUCCAGGAGGUUGACAUCAUCGGACUGGACGGCCAUAUUUACAAAGGUCGUGUGAACGUCCCGUCCAUCAAAAACACAGAAACCAAACUACCUACAAUCUCCUCCAAAGACACCAUGUCCAAGACAAAAGACAAGGCCAAGAGCUCCGCCUCCCACAGACCUGCUGCGUCUCUGGAGGUGGGACACAACACUCCCGUACUUCAUCACUCCCUCAGUGCCAAGAGCAUGCAGUGCAGCCGCUCAGCCUCUAGCUGCUCUGGCCGGGAUUGGCCAGUGUCGGCUCUGGGCUGCUACACGUCUCAGAGCUCCAUCACUCAGGCCUCAGCUGCAGCAGAGAGCGGAGCAGAUCCUCAGAGCGAUGAGCCGCUCAACCUGUAGAGAGCGCUGCUGAGCUAUGAGAACGUCAGGGUGUGUGAGGCCUUCUUCAUCAUUCUGAGGACUGAAACAAUCACGUCAUCCAGCUUCAGUUUGUUUUUCAUCUGUUUUCAGCCACUUCCAGUGUUGUUAUUAGUUAUAAUAACAAUGAAUAAACUUUGUUGACAAUGCAUUAA
Messenger RNA from Melanotaenia boesemani (Boeseman's rainbowfish), 3032 nucleotides. RefSeq names its product glutamine-rich protein 2. The transcript is spliced from 19 exons. Bases 1 to 2859 code for a protein of 952 amino acids. The record is from RefSeq and is a predicted model, not a curated record. NCBI's taxonomy places the organism in Eukaryota, Metazoa, Chordata, Actinopteri, Atheriniformes, Melanotaeniidae.